This is a messenger RNA of Drosophila erecta, 2547 nucleotides long. RefSeq names its product cilia- and flagella-associated protein 91. The transcript has 3 exons. The record is from RefSeq and is a predicted model, not a curated record. Lineage: Eukaryota; Metazoa; Arthropoda; Insecta; Diptera; Drosophilidae. Bases 1 to 2547 code for a protein of 848 amino acids.
AUGCGAGAACGCAAGCUGGCGAAAAAAGAGAUUUUAGCGGAGGAACGAAAGGAACGGAUACUAAAAUUUCUUGAAGAAAACCGAGAGUCCCCCCAAUCUGUUGAUGUCCCAAGGGAAAAAGCCCCUGCGAUUCAAAAGAAACCGCCUCCAAAAAAGACAGGAACUGCGAAAAGGAAUCUCAAAUCAUGUUUAAUUGCAACUUCUUUACAGGACCAGCGAUUGGCCGCCGGCGAGAAUAACCCCGUCAUACGAAGAACUGGAAAGCAGCCUCGCGACGACGAGGAAUGCCAAUUUAAUGCACCGGGUGUAUUUUUUCUAAAAGGACAUAAUGCAAACAUCAGCUGCCAGGAAGUUUUCCUAAAGCCCACCAAGCCGAAGCGGCUGGAAUUGAGGAAUAAAUGCGAUUUCUUUCCGAAAUAUGUGGACCCUUCGCCAUUCAAGGAUAAAACCACCCAGACCCUAUAUAGAGAAUCCUCCGCGCAAACCGUGGCCUACUUGCCAGAAAUCUGCAAUAGAGACGAAGCCCGUACCCUAGAGCUGUUUACCCUGCCCUCAGUUCUGCCGGGCAAUAGGCCACCUGGUCUGUACGAGGUGGAAGUGUUCGAGCGAGCUCGUAGGCGUCACAAAUUCCUGGAUGCACUGAAGAUGCACUUAAACCAGCAACGGCUGAAUGGCAGGAAACUUGACAUUAGUCAGUACGCAACCAUGGCGGAGGCCUUCGAGUGGGAGCUCUGGAUGGAGCGGGAGGAACAGAUCCAGGAGUGCCAGAUGGUGCGGCUAGAGAUCGUGAUCAAGAUGUUCGACAAGCGGGAGAGGGAAAUGCAUGCCGCAUCCCAGACGCGUAUGGAGCGUGGAUGCGAACUGAUCGAGAAGCGUCGCCAGGAGGCAUUGCGAAGGAAUGAAGUCGAGUACCAGCGCGGCAUGCGGCGUAUUAGCAAGCAGUUGGCCAAAACCUCGAUUAGGUGGCAGAAGCAGACACCCAUGUACUCGCUGGGAUCGCCUUGCUCCGAUUUCUAUGCUCCACCCAUGAGAUACGGCGUGGAUCCAGGACGUCGAAACUUCGCCUCGACCACUAAAACACGCGCUUUCAACAUGAGAAUCGACGAGCUUGAGAAACAAAUAAAUAUGAAACUAAUUGAGUGUCCAUUCGCCAAAUUGACGCAAUGGUCCCGGCCCAAAAAACGGAUGGCUGAGAUAGAGCAUCGGUUCUGCAAUGAGCAGCAUCUGGAGGCGCUCCACCGUUUGCUGAAAACGCUGCGAGUCACCCAUAUGGAACGUAAGCAGAAGCCCCAUUGCCUUAAGGAACUAUUUACACAUAAAUCAGAAAAACCUGGCAGGAGUACACUGGUGCCAUGCUUCCGUGGCUAUAGUAAUCUCUAUGAGAGGCAUUUCUACAACGCACGGGUAUCGGAAAAUGCCGCGCAAGAGGAAGCUAUUAGGCAACAUCUCAAGAGGAAGAAAGAUCAGCUAAGUGCCGAGCCCUACCAAAAAAUUGCCAGGGACAUACAGAAAAACGAUCUGAAGAACAUGCUUUUGGCCUACGAAGGCAGUUUGAUUGGCUACAUGCUGCAGUUCCUCAACGAUGAAAUGAAUCGCUUAAAGGAGCAGCGCCGGCUGCACUUCUUCUCACUAUUGGCCGAUAAGCAACGCUGGCAACGUGAAGCCGCCGAGGCGGGUUUGAGGCAGAAGGAGAACAGCAUUAGGAUGCUCUACGAGGAGAUGUUCCAGUAUACGAAUGCGGCCAGCACCGAUAUCAGUGAUCACUAUGUGCACAGUAUUCUGAGCACCGAUCUGGGCUACAUGGCUGCCAACGAGGCAGCGGAGGCAGUCACGGAAAUGGCCAAACAAAUUGAUAUGGACAUAGAACGAUGGCUGGAGAGCUUCAGGCUCAUACAAAAUCCGCUCAACUACAUUCCACUCCGACUGAUGCUGCACGAUAUGGUCUGUCCGGACCUAAAUGCUGCGCUGCAGCGGUACGAGAUCACCAUGAUUGUGCAGUACAUAGUGGAGGAUGUGGUCUUUGGCCGAAUUUGGAGGGCACUAGAACCCUAUGACGUAUCCAGCACGCUGACCAGCGAUCUCAUCGAUCGCCUCAUCGACAACGAUCUGUAUCUGUUCUCCUCUGACAGUGAAAGCGAAACAAACCAGAACACUUCCUGGUACGAAGCGCACGCCAUAAUUCGCAAACUUAUUCGACAAUCUGUUCCCGGCAGACGUUGGAAGGAGGAAGCCGAACGCAUCGUUUAUGAAAACUAUAACGACCUGCUGGAUAUUGUUUUUGAUGAAAUUUUGCGCACAUUUGCAGCUUCAUCGAGAAUCGAGCCAGCCAUGGUUAGCCGAGCACAUUCGGAUGAAAGCCUGGUCAGCGAUGAAAGCAGUACACUUAAGGGUCCAGAUAAAACCUACAAGGGAUCUCCACCGAAUUCUGUUGAAUCAAAGUUCUUCGGCAUGGAAUACGACGCCGAAGACGAUCCUUGGCCAUGGCUUCCAGAUUGUAGGAGUCGAACUUCAUCCCAGGAAGUCUUAGAAGACAUUGUGAUCCUAUAG